GAAGACACUGGGCACAUACAUACACAGGCGGAGACACAAUGAGCACACACACACUAGGCACGCACACAAACUGAGCACACACACACUGGGGGAGACACACGGGGCACACACAGACACACACAGGGAGAUACGCUGGGCACGCACACACACUAGGCACACACACAUAUGCACACACUGGACACGCACUGACGGUGACAGCUCUCUUUGUUUGGGGUCUGACGCCGGACUGGCCUUGGGCACCGCCUGCGCUGGACACGGCUCUCGCAGCCCUGCGACAGGGGCCGGGUUAAGCCGGCCCAGGAGGAGGGGGCGGCGGGGCUGGAGCUGCCGCUGUCGGUCGGGUUCCCUGCGCCGCCGGGGCCGGAGCGGAUCGCUCCGCCUGCCAGCCGCGGCUCGUGGCACCACCGGCCUCCUGGUGCUUCCAGGGGAGCGGAAGGAGGAUGGCGAAUGGGGGCCCCCGACCCGCCUGGCCCCUGCUGGCCAUGGUGUUCUUCAGCCUGACCGCUUCUCUGGGCUUGGCGGAUGAAGACUGCCUGUGGUACCUGGACAAGAAUGGCUCAUGGCACCCUGGCUUUGACUGCAACUUCUUCACCUUUUGCUGCGGCAAUUGUUACCAGCGCUACUGCUGCAUCGACCCCCUGAAGCUCAUCACGGAGAGGCAGCAGAAGCACUGCCUUGCUUUCAGCCCAAAGACCAUCGCUGGCAUUGCCUCAGCCGUCGUCCUCUUCGUGGCCAUCGUUGCCACCAUCAUCUGCUGCUUCAUGUGCUCCUGCUGCUACCUGUACCAGAGACGGCAGCACAUGCGGACACCCUUCCAAGGCCAGGAGAUCCCGUUGUCCAGCUACCCAGCUCAGCCACCAUUCACUUACCCUGUGGAUCCCAAAGCAGGACCUGCACCCCCACAGCCAGGCUAUGCCCCCAUGGCCAUGUAUCCGCCCACUGCCCCAGCUGCACAGUAUCCGAUGUACCCAGCAGGGCCCCCGCUGUACAACCCAGCAGCACCCCCACCCUAUCUCCCACCACAGCCUACCUACCCUGGAGCCUGAGGAGACCCCAGAGAGACUGCAAAGUCAGCGCCUUGUGCCCUGGACUGUGAGCUUAUGAGCCCCUGCUGCGGGCUUCUCUGCUGCAUUGUGACUCCUGUGAACCUCAGACACCCCGUGCCUGGUCCCAGACUAGCCAUUGCCACCUUCUCAGCAAAGCGGUGCAGUACGCCCCCUGCCCUCUCCUGCCUGUUUCACUGAGGGACCAUGCCAAUUAGGGUCCCCCUGUGGUCCCCUGAGUAUGACAAGUGGGUCCCCCCAGGGUGGGCCAAAUGGGGUCCCCCUGCAGUCCCUUGGGCAUGAUAAGUGGGUCUCUCCAGGGCCUAUUGAAUGGGGUACCCCCACAGUCACCAGGGCAUGCCAAGUGGGGUACCCCAGGAUGUGCCAAGUGGGGUACUCCUGCAGUCCCUGGGCCAUUUCUGAGUGUCACAGCUCUGUCUGGCUUUAGUGAGGGAGGCUGAGUUCUGAGGGACCAAAACACACAACAUGAGCACAAAGGAAGCUCUUGUGCAGCCAGACACUGGCUCCUUUGUGGGAUGAGUUCCCUCUGCUGAAGCCGCCUCUGCGAAGGCUCCACCUGAGCUCAGCGCUCACAGACACCGGGAUCUCAAUAGCCCAAUUGUGAGGGGGAGCAGUGCCCUGUUGGUGUGACCAUGGUGUGACCAUGGGCCCCUUGUCCUCCUGGCAGAGGCCAGCCCUUCCAAAGGGGCAGAUUAGCCUGAGAACGAUUGCCAUGGAACCAAGGUCUGGGGGGCUCCUAGGCAGCACCUCCUGUGGCAUGGUGCAAUUUCUCCAAACCUAGCAUGAGAGCCCUGUCCAUUUGCAGCUGCAGCAGGACAGGUGCAAGCCGCAGGCACCGGGGCAGGGCAGGGUGCCACUUGGUAGGCACCCACAGUCCUGUUGCUCAGUGGGGCCUGAUACGGCUCAUUGUUCCCAGUGGGCUCCCUCCCGAAGGAGAAACCUCACAUUAGGAGCUGCCAUUGCAGCCUGCAUGGGGCCGAGCAUAGCACACUAACAGCGGAUGGCCCCGCAUUGCACUUGGGUGUCCAGGAUCACUUGCCAAGCCCAGUGGGGCUCCUCUCAUGGCCCCUGGAUGGCAGGAGGCUCCUGCUUCCAUCCGGCAUCUGGCCAGCAUCAUGCAGCUCAGCCCCACAAAGCAAGUGUGACCAUUGCUCUCGCAGGUGAGCUGCAGCCCCCAUGCUAUUGCAUUCUCUGUUCACUGGCCAAGGGGGUCCCCGCUCGCACCAUGCUGCCCCCAGGGAGCAGUGGCAAGGUUAGGGGUUCACGGGGUCCAGGUGGCUCAUGGGAGUAGCGGCAGGGGAGCUUACACUCAUGCUUCACAGGAGUCCCCCAGAGCUGGAGUGCGAAUUUCCCUGGAGAAACACCAUCUCCCCACCCCUGAUCAGUGCCAUCCUUCCUGACCCUCAGGCUAGAGAUCCCACCCCCACUCCAUGUAUACGGCAGGGCAGAGGGAAACUCUCCGCCUCCUCCCCUGCAGGCCGGGUUGGCUUCCCAGCCUGUCUCUUCCUCUCCUCCUUUCCCUGCUCUACAAGUGGAUAAACCUGUGACUGACCAUUCCCCAGGCGCAUUGGGGUCCCUGGAAAUGGGUAACAGAGAUCAGUUCUCACCUUGUCUGUAGUGCCAGGGCACUGACUGUAGUCCCUGCCCAGCUGGCCAGAGUCAUUUGGGGUCAUUGCUCCUCCUAGUUCACUUCAGUACAGUAUUUGAGACUGUUUACUGCCCUUUCCCUGGGGGAGACAGGAGGGCCUCUAGGACAGUUGUGCAGCCUGGGGCCAUGGCCAGGUCACUGGGAAGCUAGGUGCGCAAGAUUUGAUCACUGGUCCAGCCUGUCCUGCCCUAGCUCCUGCUCUGUUAAGUCAGACCUGCUGGCCCCUCUGGCCUGUGCCCUGCCACCUCAGACUCAGCCUAUCUAGGCUGCUGGCACACCUCUGCCAACAGCUGGUAUUUGGUGCUUCAAAGGAAAGCCACCUGGCCAAUUGUGCAAUACUGCCCUGGGGAUUUCCCCUCCCUGAUGCCUGCACUGAAGCCCAGAUUAUGCUUUUCCCCAAGAAGCAGGAGUAAGGCUUGGAGGCAGGAUGUGAGCUGCCUCAUCACUCUAUGUGUGGUGGCCUCCUGCUCCAGCCAUGCACCCGCCUCCUGCUGCCCAGUGCCGUGCAGCAGCCACUGCUGCGGUGUCAUAGCUGGAAUGACAAGUGUGUCCAUCAGUGUGCACUAAAAACCUGAUUAAACCUGUGCAUAGGUAAAUGCC
Malaclemys terrapin pileata is the source of this 3312-nucleotide messenger RNA. RefSeq names its product shisa family member 4 (gene SHISA4). NCBI's taxonomy places the organism in Eukaryota, Metazoa, Chordata, Testudines, Emydidae. The coding region runs from base 441 to 1046 and encodes 201 amino acids. The transcript is spliced from 5 exons. The record is from RefSeq and is a predicted model, not a curated record.